GCCGACGCCAGCGCCAGUGCCCGGCUGAGGCCGGCGCGGGUCCUGGCGGGAACAUGGAGGCGCUGCUGCGGCGGGAGCUGGGCUACGGCGCGGUCCGGGCCACUGGCCACUCGGGGGGCGGCUGCAUCAGCCAGGGCCAGAGUUACGACACGGACAGAGGACGAGUGUUCGUGAAAGUGAACUCCCAGGCGGAGGCCAGAAGGAUGUUUGAAGGUGAAAUGGCCAGCCUGACUGCCAUCCUGAACACGGGCACUGUGAAAGUGCCCCAGCCCAUCAAGGUCCUGGACGCCCCGGGGGGCGGCAGCGUGCUUGUCAUGGAGCACGUGGACAUGCAGCCUCUGAGCAGUCAUGCUGCGAAGCUUGGAUCCCAGCUGGCAGAUCUACACCUUGACAAUAAGAAGCUUGGAGAGAUGGUCGUGAAGGAGGCUGGCACCGUGGGGCGGGGAAGCGGGCAUGCAGAGCGGCCCUUCGUGGACCACUUUGGAUUUGAUGUGGUCACUUGUUGUGGAUACCUCCCGCAGGUGAAUGACUGGCAGAAGGACUGGGUCAUGUUCUUCACCCAGCAGCGCAUUCAGCCCCAGAUGGACAUGGUGGAGAAGGGCUCUGGGGACAGGCAGGCUCUGGAGCUCUGGUCUGCUCUGCAGCUGAAGAUCCCAGAACUGUUCCGGGGCCUGGAGAUCGUCCCGGCCUUGCUGCACGGGGACCUCUGGGGCGGCAAUGUGGCCGAGAACUCCUCCGGGCCCGUCAUCUUUGAUCCGGCUUCUUUCUACGGCCACUCGGAGUAUGAGCUGGCGAUAGCUGGAAUGUUCGGGGGCUUCAGCAGCGCCUUCUACUCUGCCUACCAUAGCAAGGUCCCCAAGGCCCCAGGCUUUGAGAGGCGCCUCCAGCUGUACCAGCUCUUCCACUACUUGAACCACUGGAAUCAUUUUGGGUCGGGGUACAGGGGCUCCUCCCUCAACAUCAUGAGGAAUCUCAUCAAGUGAGCUGCCGCCCUCAAGGGGAGCCCAGUCCUCCCAGAGCGCCCUGG
Ochotona princeps (American pika) is the source of this 1027-nucleotide messenger RNA. It is a transcript of the gene FN3KRP, whose product is annotated as fructosamine 3 kinase related protein. NCBI's taxonomy places the organism in Eukaryota, Metazoa, Chordata, Mammalia, Lagomorpha, Ochotonidae. The record is from RefSeq and is a predicted model, not a curated record. The transcript is spliced from 6 exons. Bases 54 to 983 code for a protein of 309 amino acids.